Myxozyma melibiosi is the source of this 578-nucleotide messenger RNA. Its product is annotated as Tctex-1. Gene Ontology annotation, molecular function: dynein intermediate chain binding. Gene Ontology annotation, biological process: microtubule-based movement. Bases 164 to 556 code for a protein of 130 amino acids. The transcript is spliced from 3 exons. Lineage: Eukaryota; Fungi; Ascomycota; Lipomycetes; Lipomycetales; Lipomycetaceae. The record is from RefSeq and is a predicted model, not a curated record. Gene Ontology annotation, cellular component: cytoplasmic dynein complex; cytoplasm.
GGUAAAUACAUCGCCAUCUGCUCUGUUUAUCUGCUGCUUUUGUUGUUCAAUACACUCGACGCUUCUGUUCAGUUAUCUCUAAAGUGUCUUGUUGUGUACUAUUAGACGACUGGCUAAAGUAUCGGUGCAAUACACCCCGCGCUCUCAAGAUCAUCCUCACAGCAUGACCACCCCACGGCUUUCCGCCCAAGGCACAAAGCUGGCCGCCAAUUCACCUAUACCCACCGCGAAACUAGAAGACAUCUGCUCAAAAGCCCUGUCAAGUAUAAUACAGCCCACCACAGUCUACAAGCACGACUCCACCGCCUCCUGGAACGACGCAAUCAUAAACACCAUCCUCAAAUCCCUCGUCGCAGAAUCCUCGACCUGCAAAUACGUCGUCUACUCCACAAUCAUCCAGAACGAGCCCGCGGCAGUCGCCCGCGGCAUCCACUCCACCAGCGGCGCGUACUGGAAUAAUGAAAAGGACGGCUUGUGGAAUUAUAGCUGGACUGGCGGCGCGGGGGACGAGGGGUUGUAUGUCGUUAUAAGUAUUGCUUGGAUUACAAACAAGUAGACCAGCUGCUUUAGCAUGAGGU